Molecule: messenger RNA, 1324 nt
Organism: Diabrotica balteata
Lineage: Eukaryota; Metazoa; Arthropoda; Insecta; Coleoptera; Chrysomelidae
Source: the annotation of a GenBank genome assembly
AAACAAUGUGUCUUGUGUCAGUGAAUCUGAAUUAUGAGUGCAAGGAGUUUGUGAUGAGUGCUUAAUUAAGUUAUAGUAUUUAUUCUAUAUUAAAUUAUGUAGAACAUAAUCUGUAUUGUGUUGAUUUACACAUUAACUAUGUGUAAAGAUGUUAAAAAUGAUGAUUGGUCCAAGGAGGAUACGGAGAAUUGUUUUCGCAAUUUUUAUAUUUUCCGUUCUAUAUAUAUUUGGAGUUUUUCAUCAUAUUUUUGAGACUGAUUUUUAUACAAACUUUCAUUAUCCGUACGAUGGGGAUAUAGAAUAUUUAACGCAGCAAUUGAAGGCCGGCGAACCACCUGAUGUUUUACCUAUUAAUUUCUAUCACUUUGAAUAUAACAAGAAAUGUGUUUCAAAAUGUUCCAAUGUGAAACAGUUACGAUUGGUUUACAUCAUAAAGAGUGCUCCAGAGAAUUUUGAUAGAAGAAUUGGAAUACGCAAUUCAUGGGGGUAUGAAAGACGAUUUUCUGAUGUAGAAAUAAGAACAGUUUUUUUGGUUGGAGAACGAAAUUCAAAAAUUUUAAAGGAGUCAUUAAAACAAGAAUACUCACAGUUUCAUGAUAUUGUCCAUGCCAAUUUUACAGAUAGUUAUUACAACAAUACUUACAAAACCAUGAUGGGUUUGCAGUGGGCUGUCAGGUAUUGUCCAAAUUCACAAUAUUAUAUGUUUGUUGAUGAUGAUUACUAUGUGUCCACAAAAAAUGUUUUGAGGUAUUUGAAACAUCCCACAAAGUAUCCAGAAUAUGUAAAAAAUCCUCUUAGUGGAGUUAGUCAACUUUUAAAUAGAAAACCUCUUGCUUAUAAUGAUUUAGAUGAGGAUGAAAGAUUAUAUACAGGUUAUGUAUUUCAAUCAUCACCCCAUAGACAUUUCACAAGUAAGUGGUAUGUAUCACUUUCUGAGUAUCCUUAUCACAUGUGGCCUCCUUAUGUAACAGCUGGAGCUUAUAUAUUGUCAAAAAGUGCCUUAAUAGACAUGUACUAUUCAAGCUUUUAUGUAAAACACUUCAGAUUUGAUGACAUAUAUUUGGGUCUUUUAGCCUAUAAGGCAAAAAUUAAUCCUCUACAUUGUGAUGAGUUUUAUUUUUAUAAGAAGGUGUAUUCUAAAUUUGGUUUUAAUUUCACUGUUGCUACUCAUGGAUAUGGAGAUGCUAAGGAGUUAGUACAUAUGUGGAAUGAGCAAAGAAGCUUGGGCUUCGCUUAGGAGAUGAUCACUUUUAAAUUCAAAUUUAUGCGAUAUUUUAAUACUAUUCAGAUAUCCUCCACAAAAAUAAAAUUUUAUAUUUUACAU